AUGGAUGGGGUGGCUGGAGGUGUGGGCACCCCCGGUAGUGCCGGAGUGUCUGGGGGUGACAGCCUCCCCAGACAUAACGGAGGGGACUCGAAGCGGCGCAGUAAGGGCAGCCUGCCCUCUCCGGGUUACAGGCUGUCCCAGGCCUCACUGGAAGGGGAGAGGUGCUCCUUCGGGGCGGACAGCACUUCCUUAGGUGGACGCGGCCGCCGUCUCUCCAUCAUGAGCUCCUCCACCAGGGACGGCCUUCCCUUCCGCACAGCAGGUACCCCAACCACCCCGGUGCCCCAGCCCUCUUCUUCUGCCACAGCUCAUCCUCCUCCUCGUUUAUUGGGCUUUGCCUCGACUCGUGCCGCCCUGCCAUCCACCUCCUCCACCGGGACCGGAGUGAUGGUGGUGGCCACAGGCCCAGAGACCACCACCACCACGGCAUGUAACACCACUGCAGGGAGCCCUGAGAUGAUGGGUCAGUUUGGACUGGGUGUGUUUGGCAUGGGACUUGACGGGGAGGACUACAGCAACUCCAACCAGAGCACCUUCAUCCAGAGACAGUUUGGAGCCAUGCUUCAGCCGGGGGUCAACAAGUUCAGCCUGCGCAUGUUUGGAUCCCACAAAGCUGUGGCACUGGAGCAGGAACGACUGAAAUCAGCAGGGUCGUGGAUCAUACACCCAUACAGUGACUUCAGAUUCUACUGGGACCUGCUGAUGUUAAUGUUGAUGAUGGGGAACUUAAUCAUCCUGCCAGUGGGCAUCACUUUCUUCAGAGAGGAGAACACUCCCUCAUGGAUCAUCUUCAACGUGGUGUCUGACACUCUCUUCAUGGUCGACUUGGUUCUCAACUUCAGGACCGGUAUCAUCAAGGAAGACAACACUGAGAUACUACUGGACCCCAGGGCGAUCCGCCAGAACUACCUGAAAACCUGGUUCCUCGUGGACUUCUUGUCGUCCAUCCCAGUGGACUAUAUUUUCCUGAUGGUGGACAGUCUCGACUCCGAGGUCUACAGGACGGCCAGGGCACUGCGCAUCUUUCGCUUCACCAAAAUCCUGAGCCUGCUUCGACUGCUCCGCCUGUCCAGACUCAUCCGCUACAUCCACCAGUGGGAGGAGAUCUUCCAUAUGACCUAUGACCUUGCCAGUGCAAUGGUGAGGAUAGUUAACCUGAUUGGUAUGAUGCUGCUGCUGUGCCACUGGGACGGCUGUCUUCAGUUCCUGGUCCCCAUGCUGCAGGACUUCCCUCCUGACUGCUGGGUUUCCAAGAACCUGAUGGUGAAUGACACAUGGGGUGUGCAGUACUCCUAUGCUCUAUUCAAAGCCAUGAGCCACAUGUUGUGUAUCGGGUAUGGUGCCCAGGCUCCAGAAGGGAUGACUGAUGUGUGGCUUACCAUGCUCAGUAUGAUCGUGGGUGCCACCUGCUACGCCAUGUUCAUCGGCCAUGCCACCGCUCUCAUCCAGUCACUGGACUCCUCACGAAGACAGUACCAGGAAAAGUACAAGCAGGUGGAGCAGUACAUGUCGUUCCAUAAGCUUCCUGCAGAUGUUCGGCAAAAGAUCCACGAGUACUAUGAGCACCGCUUCCAGGGGAAAAUGUUUGAUGAGGAGAACAUCCUGGGAGAACUCAGCGAGCCACUUAAAGAGGAGAUAGUCAGCUUUAACUGCCGCAGCCUGGUGGCUAACAUGCCACUGUUUGCCAACGCUGAUCCCAACUUUGUGACUGCAGUGCUGAUCAAGCUCCGCUUUGAAGUGUUUCAGCCUUCAGACUACAUCAUUCGCGAGGGCACUGUUGGGCGGAAGAUGUACUUCAUCCAGCAUGGACGAGUUGCUGUGCUGACCCGUGGCAAUAAGGAAACCAAGCUGAGCGAUGGGUCUUACUUUGGAGAGAUCUGUUUGUUGACUCGUGGACGGAGGACAGCCAGCGUCCGUGCAGAUACAUAUUGUCGCCUAUACUCUCUAAGUGUGGAUAGCUUUAACGAGGUGCUGGAGGAACAUCCAAUGAUGCGCCGUGCCUUUGAAACCGUUGCUGUUGACCGAUUGGACCGUAUCGGCAGGAAGAACUCCAUGCUCAUGCGGAAGUCGUCCCAGGGCCUGGCAGCAGGCGGUCUGGGUUCCUGUGACAGCAUGCUGGUGCAGCAGAUUGUCAAACACGACAGCAUGACGGCCAUGCAGGAUGCCAUUGCGGCUGCUGCUGCAGGAAGAAGCGGCGUCGUGGGAGGAAGUGGCACAGUGUCACCUCGGCCGCGCCCGGUCAUCUGGGCGCCGCUGGUCCACGCCCCCCUGCAGACUGCUGCUGCCACCAGUAAUGUAGCCAUCGCCCUCAUGCACCAGCAGCAGCAACAGCUCCAGCAGUUGCAGCAGCAGCAUGCACUUGGAGCCCCUCCGCCCCUCUGUGAGCUCUCUCAUCGGGAUGAUGACGAUGGGAGGGAUGGGAGGGAUAGCAGGUGGUUUGUCUCCAAGAGGAUUUGCUGCCUCUCCCUCAACCAUGGGCCCUCCUGGUGGGUUGACAUCGCCCCCUAUUGCUAA
Messenger RNA from Perca flavescens (yellow perch), 2514 nucleotides. Its product is annotated as potassium/sodium hyperpolarization-activated cyclic nucleotide-gated channel 3-like. The record is from RefSeq and is a predicted model, not a curated record. Lineage: Eukaryota; Metazoa; Chordata; Actinopteri; Perciformes; Percidae. Gene Ontology annotation, cellular component: membrane; axon; dendrite. The transcript has 11 exons. The coding region runs from base 1 to 2514 and encodes 837 amino acids. Gene Ontology annotation, molecular function: voltage-gated potassium channel activity. Gene Ontology annotation, biological process: sodium ion transmembrane transport; regulation of membrane depolarization; potassium ion transmembrane transport.